UUGAAUGGGAACUGAAUUUAGCUAAGACACAAUAAUUUGGUGAGGGGGAUAAGUGGGGACUAGAGGACCGUUUGGAAUAUACUGGAAAAGAGACAGACAAGACAAUCCAUGGGGGGAUUUCAUUGGGGUGUUUGAAUGGGAUGGUAUUUCUGUUUUUACUUUUAUUUGAGCUGUGAGAUUGCAGGGUGCGAGGCGGUGUUUGUGGCUCAAAUUAUUAUUCGGUUGCCCAAUUGGAAAGGAGCUUCCUUUAUUUAGCACAGUUUCAACUUUCAAGCCAGCCCUAGUAAGUAAAUUAUUUUAAUAAUAAUAAUAAUGUGCACCGUGGACCGUAUCUUUCCUUCCAUAUGCAAUUAUUGCCUGCUUUAUUUCUCCUAAUUUUACUUUAUCGUAUUAAAAUAUUGCCAUAAAAUAACUUGUGAUUAUAAGGAAAGAAUUUAUAUAUAUUCAAUUUGAAUGUAUGGGGAAAACAGUGACCUACAUAACGUGUGUGCGCUAUUAUCGUUCAUCUCUUUGAAUAAAAAGGUUCUUUAUCUGCUCCUUUUCUCCAAAUUUUGUUCGAUCAAAAGAGUGAGAAAAAAAAAUAAAAAUUCAAUUUCUCACCCUAAAUCGGUGCAAAAGUCACCCAUGUUCUCUUCUCACAGCAUGGUGCAUGCAAUAGUGAAGGUAGCUAGUUAAUUAUGUUCUCUAAUCAUUGUCAAAAAAAUUAUGUUCUCUAAAUGCGUGCUCAAUUUUGACUUUCUAUUACUCUUUUAACUUAUUAUGCCUAUACACAUUAAUAAGAUUGUGCACUGGCAUCUUCUUACUUGUCAACCACUUGGUAGCUUGCACGGAGUUUGUUUCCGCCAAGACUUUCAGGACUCUCAUCUUCCAUACUAGCUAAAGCUCCUUAACAAGCCUCCAUAAGCAAUAUUAGGAGCAAAUUCUCCCCUAACCAAUCUCCUUAUUACUUUUUAAAUUUAAAAUGGGGCAUUUUAUGUUUACUACUGUAAAAUUUUUAAUAUAAAAUUUGAAAAUGUAAAGCAUUGGAUUGUAAUAUCCUCUCAUCCUCACCCCCUGGGAUAAUGAUAUACGGAGUACCAAAAAGAAUAAAACGGAAAGAGAGUUGGAUGAGUCGGUAGCUGCGUCUGAUGAGCGAUGAGUGGUCACGAGUCACGAGUAAAGGAGAAAAAAGAGACUAUACAUAAAGCGCAGAAGUCAGGGUUACUGUAAUGUAUUUUUUACUCCGUAAUUUUGAUUUUUGAUGGGCUCUUUUUGGAACACAGUGCCCUCUUCCUGCUCCUUUCACAUCAAAUACCUGCACGGAUUUCACCAUUCACUUUCCCUCUCUACUCCAAACCACCUUCUUCUCUUCUCCUCUCUGUAACCCUAAAAACCCAUCAACUCCCUAAACCAAACACCAUUUCCAUUCAUCAUGCCUUUUCUGCUGCUUCCUUAAGAAUAAGAUCAAGUCUUAUCUUAGUGUGAUAAGAAUUUGCUUGCUUAAGAUGGGAUGCUGUGUAAGCACCACCAAAGCCUCUACUACAGAUCAACAGCAGCAGCGCCACCGCUACCCAUUACCGGAUCCUGGCAAGAAUGACAGAGCUCCACCGCCGGUGGACGAAGAAACUGUUAAAGAAGUUGUGUUGUCCGAAACCCCCGUUUCAAAGCCCCUAGCUUUGCAAGUAUUGGCGGAUGAGAAUAAGAAGAGCAAUGCUGUUACUGCUGGGCAGCAGAAAGAGGUUGAGUUUCAACACCUUAAGAUUCAAGUGCCACUGCCGGCGGCUGAGAUUGAGCUAGACCUGGACGGGGUGGGUCGGAGGGUUGUGCCGCCGACGGCUGUGGUUGAGGAGAUCGUGUCCGAGCCUUCUGAAUUGUGUAGCUUCACCGAGAGCAUUUCGACGACGGCGACGGAGAGGAGGGAUGACGAUGGAGAAGUCAACCAGAGGUCGCCGGCGAGGGGGGCGCCAAGGAAGCGGCGCAGCGCCGGGGAUCUGGCUGGAGGGAGGGACAGGAGUUUCAGAUCUCCGGCGAGAAGAUCGGCGCCAUCUCCGGAGAAGCGGAAACCGCUGACAUCGUCUAGAGCAGGCCAGAACAGGCCAAUGGCGUCACAGAGACGCAAUGUGGGUCCUCAAAACGGGGCCCAGCGACACUCCGUACCCGCACGCCGGUCAAGGUCUCCGGUGACACACCGGGAGGCGGUGGAUACACGCCCUAAUGUAAGAAACAAAAGCCCCGCCGUGAGUGAGAGUGCCCGGUCGCCGGCGGAAAGUGCAGAGAAUCGCGGAGAUAAUAAAGUAGAGAAGCCUAACGACGGCGUUUCGGAGGAGACCGGCGAAUCGCUAGAGAACCCUCUUGUUUCCUUGGAAUGCUUCAUUUUCCUAUGAAAUUGUCAAAUCAAAAGACCAAACACAUUGUCGUAUCCCAAAUCUCGGCUGUUUACUGUUGGAAUCUAUGUCAUUUUAUGCUAUAUUUUGGCCGCCGGAAAAACAAAAAGUCAAAUUUGUGUAAAUACACUACUAUCAUGCAUACUUUAAUACAUUAUUUUUAUCGUCUUCC
Ipomoea triloba (trilobed morning glory) is the source of this 2535-nucleotide messenger RNA. RefSeq names its product nucleolar and coiled-body phosphoprotein 1-like. The transcript has a single exon. NCBI's taxonomy places the organism in Eukaryota, Viridiplantae, Streptophyta, Magnoliopsida, Solanales, Convolvulaceae. The record is from RefSeq and is a predicted model, not a curated record. The coding region runs from base 1485 to 2363 and encodes 292 amino acids.